UGGGGCAAAAAAAAGAAAAAAACUUGAAUGUUUCUGACGGGGAAAAGGAGUGGGGCAGCAGAAAGUAGCCACAAAUUAGUCUAAAUCGCGUUUAUGUCUUUGUUGCAAUAACCCAGUUAAGUUAUCUCGUUUUUUCCUCACACUUGACAGUUAUUACUACAGAAGGAUCACCAAGACCGCGGCGAUAAGUUUGUGGAAAAGUUGUUUUUUAAAACAUUUUUAAAGCGAGUUUUUCAAAUGAUGUGACAGGACACACAGCAACGAAUAGUCUGCUGUUUUAUUGAGACACUUUUGGACUAUUGAAGUUUCAGGUCACCUGCGGCAGAUUAUUUCACUUCCUCGUUGCUGUGUUUUACGCUUCGACAUUAACUGUCGGUAUUUAAUUCGUGAAUGGGAAUUUCUCUGCUGGCGUUCAGAUGAAAACGGACUUCGGGCAGUAGCCAAAUCACCUGCUAUUCUCUCAAACUAAGUUUUUUUUGGUGUGCCUGCAAACAGGUACUGUAUGUGCGUGUGUGAUUAUUAGCUCUAAUGGUAGCAGCUAGAAAACAUCACCUGUGAGAGGAUUGAACCACCUCACCAUGACAGAGGUCCAGACUCCAUGGCCACAGGGCACAGAGUGUGUGGCCAGGUACAACUUCAAAGGCACAUCGGAACAGGACCUGCCCUUCAACAAAGGAGAUGUGUUGACUAUCAUUAUCGUCACAAAGGAUCCAAACUGGUACCAAGCUAAAAACACUGCAGGUCGCGAGGGAACAAUUCCAGCAAACUAUGUUCAGAAAAGAGAAGGUGUGAAAUCUGGAGGCAAGCUGAGUCUAAUGCCAUGGUUCCAUGGGAAGAUAACUCGGGAUCAGGCCGAGCAGCUGCUUAACCCUCCUGAAACAGGGCUGUUCUUGGUGCGAGAGAGCACCAACUUCCCCGGCGACUACACCCUGUGUGUGAGCUGUGACGGCAAAGUGGAGCACUACCGCAUCAUCUACCACAACGGCAAGCUCACAAUCGAUGAGGAGGGGUACUUUGAAAACCUCAUGCAGCUGGUUGAGCACUACACCAAAGAUGCCGAUGGCCUGUGCACCAGACUACUAAAGCCAAAGGUGGAGGAGGGGACGGUGGCUGCUCAGGAUGAGUUUUCCAGGAGUGGCUGGUCGAUGAACAGAAAAGACCUAAAGCUGCAGCAGGUUAUUGGGAAAGGAGAGUUUGGAGAUGUCAUGGUGGGAGACUACAGAGGGACCAAAGUAGCUGUUAAGUGCAUAAAGAAUGAUGCUACAGCACAGGCUUUUAUUGCAGAGGCUUCUGUCAUGACGCAACUACGGCACGAUAACUUGGUGCAGCUGCUUGGAGUGAUUGUGGAGGAGAACGGGAGUCUGUAUAUAGUUACUGAGUACAUGGCCAAGGGCUGUUUGGUUGACUACUUACGUUCUAGAGGCCGGACAGUACUCGGUGGAGAUGCCCUCCUUAAUUUUGCACUAGAUGUCUGUGAAGCCAUGGCGUACCUGGAAACCAAUAACUUUGUCCACCGAGACUUAGCAGCUCGCAACGUUCUCGUGUCAGACGACAACAUCGCCAAAGUCAGCGACUUUGGUCUCACCAAAGAGGCUUCUUCCGUUCAGGACACUGCAAAGCUGCCUGUGAAGUGGACAGCCCCGGAGGCCCUCAGAGAAAAGAAUUUUUCCACCAAAUCAGACGUUUGGAGCUAUGGCAUUUUGCUUUGGGAGAUUUACUCUUUUGGCCGAGUGCCUUAUCCAAGAAUUCCAUUAAAGGACGUUGUGCCUCGAGUGGAGAAGGGAUACAAAAUGGACUGUCCAGAUGGAUGUCCUGAAGUGGUGUAUAACAUCAUGAAACAGUGCUGGAACCUGGAUCCUGCUGCUCGACCAAGCUUUCAAAUGUUGAAGGAGUGGCUACAACACAUCACCCAAGGGGUGGGAAAAAAACACUGACACACAGAACGUGACUUUCCUCAUCCUUCAUGAUGACCACUUGGACCAUUGCCUAGGAGAAAACAAUAGAUUUCAAAGAACUGUUUUAUUUUGCAAAGUUCACAAAAAAGUUUGCUUUCACACAUUGUCCACAAACUGUUAUUGAAAACUGUCAGCGUUUAUUUUCUUAGCAUCAUCCCUCACCUCAGGUUGUUUAAACUGCAGUAACUCUUAAUUACUGGCUCAGUUGCUCCAGUGAGUCGAUCUGCGCCCGGUUAUAAAGAGUGAAUGAUUAACUGUCAUCGAAGAGAGCUGCCUCAGAGCCACAGUGCCUUGACCUGUUUUUUUGGUGUAUUUCCCGGUUUAUGUCCUUUAUGUUGAUAUAUUGGUGACAUCAUUGCAUUUAAUGAACAUGUAUAGUAAACCGGAACAUAAUUUGACUAAGAUGACUGAUGGUUUUUGAAAUAUCAUUCCUCGCUGUAUUAUUUUUGAGUUUCCAGGUACAUCUUUUUUGCAUGAAUGUUGAAUUAUUUUUGUUAAAGGACUAAGUUAAAAUACCUGUAAUUGUGCAGCUUUAUUUUUUCACUGCUUUAUAGUUUUAAAAUGUCAAAAGUCAAAAAAAGGAAGCACAAACUUGGAAAAAAUGUCACUUUUACUACUGAUAUAAUAACACCAUUCAGCUCAGUCAUGUAGACAUCAUUCCCAUGUACAGCAUUUUCAGUAAAUGUUUUUUUUUUUUUGAGGGAAUUUUUCAGUUUGAACCAAAUGUUCUGAAUUUUGUAUGUAAUGAGAAAAUAAGAAUGUUAUUUACUGUGCUGCCAUUUCAAUAAAAGAAUA
Centropristis striata (black sea bass) is the source of this 2750-nucleotide messenger RNA. Its product is annotated as tyrosine-protein kinase CSK-like. Gene Ontology annotation, biological process: regulation of Fc receptor mediated stimulatory signaling pathway; protein phosphorylation; adherens junction organization. Gene Ontology annotation, molecular function: protein binding; ATP binding; protein tyrosine kinase activity. The coding region runs from base 579 to 1934 and encodes 451 amino acids. The transcript is spliced from 13 exons. NCBI's taxonomy places the organism in Eukaryota, Metazoa, Chordata, Actinopteri, Perciformes, Serranidae. The record is from RefSeq and is a predicted model, not a curated record.